AUGUCAAUCGUUGAGCUUUCAUUUUUUGUGUUUUUUUCUCAAUAUGGUGCAGUGAAGGGAUUCUAUACAAACUUAUUAAAACCCGAACGAGCAAAUAGACACUGCCACGACUCAUCGGCGCCGAUUCCUUCUGUGUUGCCGUCCGAAGAAAGCAAAUUUAGCUUGUGUCUGAUAUUAAUUUCAGGGCUACUAUUUUUUCUUCUAUUUUUGGGAGCGAUAAAAGGCUUAAUUGGAUUGUUCUGCUGGGACAAAAUUGGGAUGUAUGGGUUGAAUUUAUUGAUUGAGCUGCCGCGGCCAUUGUCUCGGUAUCAGGAAAAAAGCUUAGAACAUCGACCUGUGGUGUACGACAUCGGCGGUUGGCCCAUUCAUCCUGAUUCUCUGGAAAGGACUGUUAGAGUCUUACCAAAGAGAACUGAAUUCUGCUUGAACUUAGUAUUUUUCUUGGCGUAUCCUUUGGCAGCAUGUGUUUACGUAUGCGCAUUUUGUUGUUGCAUACGAAAUUUGAGCAAAUCGAAAGAAAAUGCUUGUUUUAAACACGUCGACGUUGUUCGACUAACGCAAGGAAAAAAUCAACAAGUUAAAACAAACGGAGCUGCAAAUGUGGGUGUUUAUAAAGAAGACUAUAAAGAAGAGCAAGACACAAAGUAUGUUAUAGAGACAAUGAAGAAAAGUAAAGAAUCGAUUCACGAAUACCGCAACAGCAUGUGUGAAUGUGAUGAAUAAAAUUUUGUAAACUUUCA
Messenger RNA from Zophobas morio, 740 nucleotides. RefSeq lists its product as uncharacterized. The record is from RefSeq and is a predicted model, not a curated record. The transcript has 4 exons. The coding region runs from base 1 to 723 and encodes 240 amino acids. NCBI's taxonomy places the organism in Eukaryota, Metazoa, Arthropoda, Insecta, Coleoptera, Tenebrionidae.